AUGAAGUCGAUUGGAUCCAGAAGAUUAGUUCGAUGCGGCCCACUGCUCCAGUUCUUCCAUUGUACUCAUCUUGCGGAACUUGCCACGACGUCCAGCACGGGAAGUUUUGAGGUGGACAUCUCACCAACAUUCUACAAAAUUAUUAUUGAUAUGAACGUAGGAUUUAGAGAGGUUUAUACAAUCCAUACUGAACUAAAAUCUGUGAAUUAUCACUUCAAAAAACAACUCACAUCCUGCAAUUCUUGUAACUCUUGCAUCAAUUCAUCUUCAUCUGCCACGUCUCCGAUUGGGGCCGAGAUCGCUUCAUUGAGUUCUCCAGAAAUUGCCAACCCGUCGGCGAUCUCAUCCAUCAAAUCGUGUACUUUAUCAAUAUCCAUCUUGGCAUGCUCCUUCUUCAAAGUUUCAUUUGUUUUUCCAAGAACAUCGAUGACUUCAUUAUGCAUUCCAACAUUCUCGAGAGCACCUCGUUGA
Caenorhabditis remanei is the source of this 471-nucleotide messenger RNA. RefSeq lists its product as uncharacterized. The record is from RefSeq and is a predicted model, not a curated record. The transcript has 2 exons. The coding region runs from base 1 to 471 and encodes 156 amino acids. NCBI's taxonomy places the organism in Eukaryota, Metazoa, Nematoda, Chromadorea, Rhabditida, Rhabditidae.